CUCGCUAUCUCUGCCCCUUCCACAUCCUUCUCCCCCUCAACAGUUGCACAGUACCCGUUUGAAGACCACAACCCUCCCCAGUUGGAGCUAAUCAAGCCGUUCUGUGAAGAUCUGGACCAGUGGCUCAGUGAAGACGACAAUCACGUGGCGGCCAUCCACUGUAAGGCAGGCAAAGGUCGCACGGGGGUCAUGAUCUGCGCCUACCUUCUCCAUCGUGGCAAGUUCGUCGAGGCCCAGGAAGCUCUCGACUUCUACGGGGAAGUCAGGACAAGGGACAAGAAGGGAGUAACAAUCCCCAGCCAACGGCGCUACGUUCACUACUACAACUACCUACUGAAGAACCAGCUGGAGUACAAACCGGUGGCCCUGCUCUUCCACAAAAUGGUGUUUGAGACUCUCCCCAUGUUCAGCGGGGGCACCUGCAGGGACAGUACCGUAAAAAACAGGAGCGAGCCGACCCCUCAGGGCUUCAAGAAAGGGAAUUGGCACUGGGACCCCCAGUUCGUGGUGUACCAGCUGAAGGUGAAGAUCCACACGUCAAACCCUGCUCACACGCGGCGCGAGGACAAGCACAUGUACUUUGAGUUCCCUCAGCCGCUGCCCGUCUGCGGAGACAUCAAAGUGGAGUUCUUCCAUAAACAGAAUAAGAUGAUGAAGAAGGACAAAAUGUUCCACUUCUGGGUGAACACGUUCUUCAUCCCGGGUCCAGAUGAGGAGAAGAAGCGCGAGGAGAACGGGACGGUGGUGAGCGACAUGGACUGUCAGCAGCAACAGCCUCCACCGGGCCCACCAAGCAACGCCGAGCGCAGAGACAGCACCAGAGACGGAGACAAGGAGCGUGUCUGGGACAGGGACAAAGACAAGGACAGGGACAAAGAGAGGGAGAAGGAGCGCGACAGGGACCGGGACUACCUCAUCCUGACGCUAACCAAGAACGACCUGGACAAGGCAAACAAGGAUAAAGCUAACCGCUACUUCUCUCCAAACUUCAAGGUGAAGUUGUACUUUACAAAAACUGUGGAGGAGCCCACGAAUUCGGAGGCGAGCACUUCGACAUCAGUCACCCCGGACGUUAGCGACAAUGAGCCAGACCAUUACAGAUACUCUGACACCACUGACUCUGAUCCGGAAAAUGAACCUUUUGAUGAAGAGCACCACACACAGAUAACCAAAGUGUGAAUUCUUUUACACAACAGGAAGAAGAAAUGAUCCACCGAAAAAAGGAGAAAACUUGAAUAUAAACUCUUCCCUCCCCCAGACGGCAAUAGAAUAUCAUCAUGUCAAAUGCCAACUUUAGGGAAAAAAGAGAAAUAUCUCGACCAAUAUAUUUUUUAUUUUCCUUUUUUUCUUUGGCACGGCCAUGUACCAUGUGCGAGGUAUUGACACUGUUGCCCCAUGGAAAAGGUGCUGUAGCUUAAAUGUGUUUAUAUAUAUAUACAUACACAUAUGUAUAUACAUAUAUACAUGCAUAUAUAAACAAACUUUUGUGUCAAAGACAAUGGAAAGAUUACCACAAUCAGGAGACGGGAGUUGAAGUCUGGGAGAAGUUGUAAUGAUGUACUAGGACUAUGCUGCUCCUUCUCCUGUCUAAACCAAGGCCAGUGCUGCAAGUCACUUUGUUUCACUCCUCUCUCCUCCCUCCCUCUCUCCUCCUCUUUUACUCUCCGCCCUCCAUCCUCCUCCUUUACUGUGAAUGCUUCUUGUGCUCUUUGCAGGCUGUCUCACGUGACUUUUGGCCUUUGUGCAGUGCAAACUGCAUGCGGGCAGUGGGUUGGGGGUGGGCGGGGUUAUGAAGAGGCUGUGAUGAUGUCUAAAGCAUUGCCAUUCCUAUCCCCACUGUGUUUAAAUUAUGCAGGCUACCCAUGUAAUUGUCAAUGUUUUUUUAUCAUAAAAUAAUAAAAAUAUAAUACACAAAACAGCAGGGAGACAAGUGUUUGCAAUAAUGUCAACACUACAUUUAAAGGACUGGUGAUUUGCAUGUACUGGAAUUGGCGUCCAUCCUAAUAAAUGUAUGCAAAGUUGUCUUUUCUUAAA
This is a messenger RNA of Boleophthalmus pectinirostris (great blue-spotted mudskipper), 2034 nucleotides long. RefSeq names its product phosphatase and tensin homolog A (gene ptena). NCBI's taxonomy places the organism in Eukaryota, Metazoa, Chordata, Actinopteri, Gobiiformes, Gobiidae. Gene Ontology annotation, biological process: negative regulation of cell population proliferation; regulation of phosphatidylinositol 3-kinase/protein kinase B signal transduction; cell motility. The record is from RefSeq and is a predicted model, not a curated record. Gene Ontology annotation, molecular function: protein tyrosine phosphatase activity; phosphatidylinositol-3,4,5-trisphosphate 3-phosphatase activity. The transcript is spliced from 6 exons. Gene Ontology annotation, cellular component: plasma membrane; cell projection; cytosol. The annotation marks the transcript as partial.